AUGCGUUUUGCAUCCACUUCCGUCCUCGCUAUCCUGGCUCUCUCCUCCCAAACACAAGGCCAAAACCUCGGCGAUACCCUUAACAGCCUCACCUCUGAAGUCGGCGGCGCAAUCGACACUGCUACCAGCCUCGCAGGCGGAGCCCUUUCCACCGCAACCAGCGUCCUCGGCGGCGCCCUCUCCACAGGAACAAGUCUCGCAGGCGGCGCAUUCUCCUCAGGAACCAGCCUCGCAGGUGGUGCAUUCUCUAGCGGUACAAGUCUCGCCGGGGGAGCAUUCUCGACCGCUACAAGUGCUGUGGGAGGAGCCCUGUCAACUGCCACCAGCGCGCUGCAGUCAGAACUGAGCGCUAUUGCGUCUGAGGCGUCGGCGCGGGUGUCGAGUAUUGAGAGUGUGGCAUCGACAGCUACGGGCGCUGUGAAGAGCAGCUUAGCGAGUGAGGCGAGCAGUAUCAGUGCUGCUGCCGCGUCGAGGGCCAGUUCGGUCGGUGCGAGGGUAUCGAGUGAUCUGGCUGCUGCAACGGGUAAUGGAAAUGGAAGCCCAACCAGCUCGUCGACCGCGGGUGCGGCGGUGAUGACUGCUGCUCCUAUUUGGGGGGCUGCUAUUGGAGCGGCGUUGUAUCUGAUCUAG
Molecule: messenger RNA, 630 nt
Organism: Cadophora gregata
Lineage: Eukaryota; Fungi; Ascomycota; Leotiomycetes; Helotiales; Ploettnerulaceae
Exons: 1
Coding region: 1-630 (209 amino acids)
Source: RefSeq, a predicted model, not a curated record